ACAACCGUACUUUCACUUCAACCUUCAUCUACAACAGCUAGAUCGCACGCAUACUGCGGGAUAGCCUGUAGCAGAAAUGCCUUUCCCAGCACAUGAUGUUACGGCAAAAUUCGACUUUGCGACAGAGGAGGAAAAGGUACUCCAAUACUGGCGCGAGAUCGACGCUUUUCGCACAUCUGUGAAGCUAUCCGAGGGGAGGCCCGAAUUCUCGUUCUAUGAUGGGCCGCCGUUUGCUACUGGUUUGCCGCAUUAUGGACAUAUCUUGGCUGGGACUAUCAAGGACAUCAUCACCCGACAUGCCUCUUCAUCCGGAUUUCAUGUUGAGCGGCGCUUUGGGUGGGAUACGCACGGUCUUCCCGUGGAGCACGAGAUUGACAAGAAGCUCAAUAUCCGCUCGAAGGACGACGUAAUGGCAAUGGGGAUCGACAAGUACAAUGCCGAGUGCCGAGCGAUCGUGAUGCGGUACGCGAGUGAGUGGCGGACGAUGGUGGAGCGCAUUGGACGCUGGAUCGACUUUGAUAACGAUUAUAAGACGCUCUACCCUACGUUUAUGGAGAGCAUCUGGUGGGUGUUUGGACAGUUGUAUGAGAAGGGAAUGGUCUAUCGUGGUCUGAGAGUCAUGCCUUAUUCCACUGGCUGCACCACGCCGUUGUCGAAUUUCGAGGCUGGCCAGGACUAUCGGGAUGUCAGUGAUCCUGCAGUGACGGUCGCCUUCACGUUAGUUGAUGAUCCUUCGACCUCCUUGCUGGCUUGGACAACUACACCCUGGACCCUUCCCUCCAACCUUGCCAUCUGUGUGCAUCCUGACUUUAACUAUAUCAAGAUCCACGAUGAGGAGCAAGGAGAGAACUUCAUCCUCUGCGAGACGCUGCUCAAGACGCUGUACAAGGACCCGAAGAAAGCCAAGUUCAAGAAGCUUGGUCAGUUUAAGGGACGCGACAUGAAGGGUUGGCGUUAUGUCCCGCUAUUCGACUACUUCACGGAACAGUUUGAGGACCGCGCUUUCCGCGUGCUCAACGAUACGUACGUCACGGCUGAGGACGGUACGGGUAUCGUCCACCAGGCUCCAGCGUUUGGUGAAGAUGAUCAUCGUAUUGCUCUGGAGAAUGGUAUCUUGCGGCCAGAGGAAAUGCCACCUUGCCCGUUGGACGACGUUGGAUGCUUCACAGAGGAGGUGUCGGACUUCAAGGGCAUGUAUGUCAAGGAUGCGGACAAGGUGAUCCAGCGAGUCCUCAAGCAGCGCGGCAAGCUUGUCGUCCAGUCCACCCUCGUUCACUCGUACCCACAUUGUUGGCGCUCAGGCACGCCGCUCAUCCAGCGAGCGAUCCCGGCGUGGUUUGUGCGAGUCCAGCCUAUCGUCGACAGGCUUGUCAAGAACAAUGCCAAGACUCGUUGGGUGCCCGCUCAUGUCGGUGAAAUGCGGUUCGGCAACUGGCUCGCCAACGCUCGUGAUUGGAACGUCUCUCGGAAUCGUUAUUGGGGCACUCCCAUCCCGCUCUGGGCAUCAGAGGACUACGAAGAAAUCGUUGCUAUCUCUUCUGUUCAGCAGUUAAAAGAACUUUCGGGCAAGGACGACAUCACUGACUUGCAUCGAGAGAGCAUCGAUAAUAUCACCAUCCCUUCAAAACAGGGCAAAGGUGUACUUCAUCGCGUGCCCGAAGUCUUCGACUGCUGGUUCGAGUCCGGCUCCAUGCCCUAUGCCCAGAACCAUUAUCCAUUCGAGAACAAGGCGAAGUUCGAGAGUACCUUCCCGGCGCAGUUUAUCUGCGAAGGGUUGGAUCAGACGCGUGGGUGGUUUUAUACUCUGCUGGUGCUCGCCACCCAGCUGUUCGAUACGGCCCCGUGGGAAAACCUCAUUGUCACUGGCUUGGUGCUGGCCGAGAACGGGAAGAAGAUGAGUAAGAGCAAGAAGAACUAUCCGGACCCGAAUCUGGUUGUAAACAAGUACGGUGCGGAUGCGCUACGAAUGUUCCUCGUCAAUUCCCCCAUUACCCGUGGUGAGAACUUGCGGUUCCGUGAGGAUGGUGUCCGCGAGGUUAUUUCACGGGUGCUUCUACCCUGGGUCAACUCUUUCCGCUUCUUCCUGGCCCAAGUCGCGCUGCUCAAGAAGACGACGAAUGUGGAUUUCAUGUGGGAGCCACACGCCAAACGCUCCGCCAACAUCAUGGACCGCUGGAUCCUUGCCCGUUGUCAAUCCCUCAUCAAGCUUGUGCGCGAGGAGAUGGCUGCCUACCGCCUGUAUACCAUCAUCCCCCGGUUAUUGGACCUCGUUGAUGAGCUCACAAACUGGUACAUCCGCUUCAAUCGCCAACGCUUAAAAGGCGGCGACUCGACUGAGGACUGCGUCUUCGCACUCAAUACCCUUUUCGAAGCGCUCUUCACCCUCUGUCGUACCAUGUCAUCGUACACUCCCUUCCUCACCGAGAAUCUGUAUCAAGAACUCAGGCAGUUCAUCCCUGAACACUACUUUGGCAACGACGAUUCUCGCUCUAUCCAUUUCGUUGCAUUCCCUGACGUCAAUGAGGAAUACCUCGACCCUGUUAUCGAGCGUCAAGUCCAGCGUAUGCAGAGCAUCAUCGAAUUGUCUCGCGGGCUACGCGAGAAGCACAACAUCUCAUUAAAGCGUCCGCUCAAGACCUUAACCGUCUUCCACCCUUCACAAGAGUAUCUCGAUGAUGUCCAGUCUCUUUUACCGUACAUCGAGUCUGAGCUCAAUGUGCGCGAGGUCAUCCUCACCAAGGAAGAGCAUCACAUCGGUGUCGGCUACCGCGCCACAGCUGAUUGGGCGACAUUGGGCAAGAAGUUGCGGAAAGAUCUUGUCAAGGUUAAAAAUGCUUUGCCAAAUCUCACUUCUGACCAAGUCAAGGAGUAUGUCAAGACGGGAAAAAUUGACGUCGCCGGCAUACCCCUUGUACACGGAGACUUGCAGAUCACCCGAUUCGUUGAACUCGAGGCUGAUGGCGGGCAUGAUACGGCGACUGAUAACGACGUGGUUGUGAUCCUGGAUAUUCGGAAUCACCCCGAACUUGAAGGGGAGGGUAUGGCUCGUGAAGUCAUCAACCGCGUCCAAAGAUUACGCAAGUCUGCUGGCUUGCAGCCUACUGACGACGUCGAGGUCUACUACCGCUUCGAGGAGGGCGAGGGCGAAGACCUGGUCGCUGUUAUUCAGGAAUACUCCGACAUGAUCAGCAAGGCCAUACGGAGCGUGCCAGUGGAGGACAGCAAACGCCCGAAAAAUGCUGCGGUGUUUGUUGAGGAGACCCAGCAGAUUGGGGAUACGAUCUUUGUUUUAUUGUUUGUACGGGCAUAGGCGUUUAUGGACGUCGCAGGUAAAGGACAG
This is a messenger RNA of Dacryopinax primogenitus, 3340 nucleotides long. RefSeq lists its product as uncharacterized. The record is from RefSeq and is a predicted model, not a curated record. Bases 77 to 3310 code for a protein of 1077 amino acids. NCBI's taxonomy places the organism in Eukaryota, Fungi, Basidiomycota, Dacrymycetes, Dacrymycetales, Dacrymycetaceae. Gene Ontology annotation, molecular function: ATP binding; isoleucine-tRNA ligase activity; tRNA binding. Gene Ontology annotation, biological process: isoleucyl-tRNA aminoacylation. The transcript has 6 exons.